Messenger RNA from Cyprinus carpio (common carp), 5594 nucleotides. Its product is annotated as copper-transporting ATPase 2-like. The coding region runs from base 430 to 4539 and encodes 1369 amino acids. Gene Ontology annotation, cellular component: membrane. Gene Ontology annotation, molecular function: P-type divalent copper transporter activity; ATP hydrolysis activity; ATP binding. The record is from RefSeq and is a predicted model, not a curated record. Gene Ontology annotation, biological process: copper ion homeostasis; monoatomic cation transport. NCBI's taxonomy places the organism in Eukaryota, Metazoa, Chordata, Actinopteri, Cypriniformes, Cyprinidae. The transcript has 21 exons.
GGCCCAUUGGGAGGUCCCUGCAGAGUAGGUCGUUUUUCUUUUCUCAGUGUUCGUUGUAGAAGCCUGACAGAGAUGAAUUAACACUGGAAACUCCGAGAAGAGUCAUAUAGCCGUGUGCUUCGCUCGGAACUGAUUUACAACCUUUAUUUGUUUAAGUUUUGCGCUCGGUAACAUCAUUAGUUUAAUCAUUGACAGAAAACCUGAUGCGAAAAAGUUUGCCCGGCGGUGACGAGUGCAAAAUCCACAGCGGCAGAUGAGCGAAGACACGCGGAGCGCAAAACCUGCGGAGAUUUAAAUGCGCGCGGACCGUCACGCCACGGGACAAUCCUUUCACUCGGUAUGACACAAACUAGCGAUUUUUGGUUUUCGACUGUUGGUUAAGAAAGGGUAAACUAAACUCCAGACUUGUGUCUACGGGAUACCGGUACAAUGAGUAAACUCAGUCCUUUCAGUAAUCUUGCCAAGUUCAUCUCAAAGUCGUCUGAUAAUGGGCCAGUCAGUGGGGAGCAGCUCUGCAUGGAGGACUGCACACCUCUGUGCCGCUGCGGGCCGGACCCGUGCGUGUGUCCUUUCUCACAAAAUAGUAAAGAUGGACUCAAGGAAUAUAAGGAAAACGGAAGUCCACAGGAAAGCUGGACCCCUGAAAAACAUGCUUUUGAUAAUCUUGCCUAUGAGCCAGAGGGCCAUAAUGGACUGAAGCACAAUUUGGGCCACAAACUGGUGGUCAAGGAGAGCGAGGUGAAGAUCCAGGUGCAGGGAAUGACCUGUCAGUCAUGUGUCCGAUCUAUUGAAGAGCGGAUUGGAAGUCUUGAAGGUGUUGUUGGUGUCCAGGUGUCUUUGAGCGAUAAAGAAGCUUCUUUGAGGUUUAACCCUGCAACAGUAACACCAGAAGUUUUAAGAAAACAUAUUGAGGAUAUGGGGUUUGAGGCUUCACUUCUGGCCUUGCCGAGUCAGCUGCAGCCUUCGGUGACUGAUUGGUCUGAUGUCACGUUAGGUGUAGAAGGGAUGCAUUGUGGGUCAUGUGUGAAGAACAUAACAGAAACCUUGUCGGGAGUGGUAGGUGUCAACUCUGUAUUGGUUUCACUGGAAAAAGGAACUGUGGACCUUAGAUUCGACCCAUCACUACUUACCCUGGAGACAGUUAAAGGGCUCUUAGAGGAGAUUCCACCAGGGAAUUUUAGGGUUUCCAUUCCUGGUUGGAAUUCUAGAUUGAAUUCUGCUAGUAUUCCACCCCAGACUGUGACCAUCAGAAUAGAAGGAAUGACAUGCAGUUCUUGUGUUCAAGCCAUACAGGGAAUGGUGUCCCAAAGAGCCGGAGUAUAUGCCAUAAAAGUUUACUUACAGGAAAAGAAGGGAAUUGUAACAUUUGACUCCAGUGUGACCUUUCCAGAAGAACUGCGGUCGGCAAUUGAGGACAUGGGAUUUGAAGCGUGGCUGGAUCAAGAUUCUGGAAUUUAUGACGUUUCAUCAAGUAGUCAAAUGUCAAGUGCUCUGAAACAAAGCCACACAUCCAAAUCUUCACCAAGUGAAACCACUGAUGAGAUCCCCUCUGGUUCAGAGGACAGAGAGACACGCAAAUGUUUUGUUCAUGUGACAGGGAUGACCUGUGCAUCCUGUGUGACCAAUAUUGAGAAAAAUCUAUUGAAACACAAAGGUAUUAAAUCAGUAUUAGUCGCUCUGAUGGCUGGGAAGGCAGAGGUGAAGUAUGAUCCAGGGCUUCUGGACCCACCACAGAUCGUCCAGCUCAUCUCUCGUUUGGGGUUUGGUGCCUCAGUGAUGGAAGAGAGUACAGUCCAGGACGGCGUCUUGGACCUUUCUGUCACAGGUAUGACAUGUGCUUCCUGUGUCCAUAACAUCGAAAGCAAACUUCUGAGGACAAAAGGAAUACUGGAAGCCUCUGUUGCUUUGGCGACAAACAAAGCUCAUGUGAAAUUCAACUCGGAUUUGGUAGGCUCUAGAGAUAUCGUCCGAAUUAUUGAGGGUUUGGGUUUUGGUGUGUCUUUAAUAAAAAAUGAGGGAUUGAACAACACACUUGAUCACCAAGAGGAAAUUCGGCAAUGGAAGCAUUCGUUUUUGUUUAGCCUGGUGUUUGGGAUCCCAGUGAUGGGUCUGAUGAUUUACAUGAUGGUUAUGGACAGUCAACAUAAGGAACAUGGUGGUUCCAUGCCUGUGGACCAGAACAUCCUACCUGGUCUCUCCAUCAUUAACUUGGCCUUCUUCCUGCUCUGCACACCUGUUCAGUUUCUAGGUGGCCGUUACUUCUACAUACAAGCAUACCGUUCACUAAGACAUGGUGUAGCCAACAUGGACGUGCUCAUCGUCUUGGCAACCACCAUUGCAUACGUGUAUUCAUUCAUAGUGCUGAUUGUAGCCAUGAUUGAAGGAGCCAAACAGAGUCCCCUGACGUUUUUUUUGACACUCCUCCAAUGCUUUUUUGUGUUCAUUGCUCUAGGACGCUGGUUGGAGCAUGUUGCUAAGAGUAAAACAUCUGAGGCUCUGGCUAAACUCAUGUCACUUCAGGCCACAGAUGCCACAAUAGUGUCCCUGGGCAGAAACAACACCAUCAUCAGAGAAGAGCAGGUUUCUGUGGAGCUGGUGCAGAGAGGCGACGUAGUAAAGGUGGCACCAGGGGGAAAGUUCCCUGUUGACGGGAAGGUCAUUGAAGGCACGUCUAUGGCAGAUGAGUCCCUUAUCACUGGGGAGCCAAUGCCGGUCAUUAAGAAACCAGGCAGUUGUGUGAUUGCAGGCUCUAUUAACGCUCAUGGAUCUCUGCUAGUGGAAGCCACACAUGUAGGGGCAGAGACCACGCUCAGCCAGAUAGUCAAACUAGUGGAAGAGGCCCAGACAUCAAAGGCACCGAUUCAACAGUUAGCUGACAAACUGAGUGGCUAUUUCGUUCCGUUCAUAAUGGUGAUCUCCAUGCUGACAGUGGUCGCAUGGCUUAUCAUUGGCUUUCUGGACUUUGAUGUCGUGGUAAAGUAUUUCCCUGGUUUCAACCAAAACAUUCCCCGAACAGAGGUGAUCAUUCGCUUUGCCUUCCAGGCCUCCAUCACAGUUCUGUCCAUUGCGUGCCCUUGCUCUCUGGGUCUGGCGACCCCUACUGCUGUUAUGGUGGGCACAGGGGUGGGCGCUCAGAAUGGCAUUCUCAUAAAGGGAGGAGAACCUCUGGAGAUGGCCCACAAGGUUGGGGCUGUUAUGUUUGAUAAGACGGGCACCAUCACUAAUGGUGUGCCGCAGGUGACCAGAGUACUGGUCCUGUGGGACCGAGCAAGGCUUCCUCUUCGGAAGGUUCUGGCUGUGGUGGGCACCGCCGAGGCCAGCAGUGAACACCCGCUAGGCAUGGCCGUCACCAAAUACUGCAAAGAGGAGUUGGGAACAGAAACUCUGGGCUACUGCCAUGACUUCCAGGCUGUUCCUGGCUGUGGAAUCAGCUGUAAAGUCUCCAGCAUUGAGGAUCUGUUGCAGAACAGCCCAAAGACACAAGAAACAAACACAUCCGCAGCAAAGCAAACACCACUUCUUGUCACCCUCCAAGGAGCCACCACAGAUGAGAGCAGCCUGGUGGCAGACACAGAGACAAAUUCAGGGUCAGAAAGCCCUUCAUACUCUGUUUUGAUCGGGAAUAGACAGUGGAUGAUGAGGAACGGUUUGGAGGUCACAGCUGAUGUGGAUGAUGCCAUGAGUAGCCAUGAGACUAAAGGACAGACGGCCAUACUUGUGGCCAUCGAUGGUGUGCUAUGUGCUAUGUUAGCUGUAGCAGACACAGUAAAGGAAGAGUCGGCUCUAGCUAUUCACACCCUGAGCAGUAUGGGAAUAGAGGUCUUCAUGAUCACUGGAGACAACAGACGCACAGCCCGGGCCAUCGCCACGCAGGUGGGCAUCAAAAAGGUGUUUGCGGAAGUCUUGCCCUCCCAUAAAGUGGCGAAAGUCCAGAAAUUGCAGGAACAAGGUCUGAAAGUUGCAAUGGUGGGUGAUGGGGUCAAUGAUUCGCCCGCUCUAGCCCAUGCUGAUCUGGGUAUAGCCAUAGGAACGGGCACAGAUGUUGCCAUUGAAGCAGCAGAUAUUGUCCUUAUACGGAAUGAUUUGAUGGAUGUGGUGGCCAGUAUCGAGCUUUCUAAAAAGACAGUGCAGAGAAUCCGGAUAAACUUUGUGUUUGCUCUCAUUUAUAACUUGCUUGGCAUCCCAAUCGCAGCAGGUGUGUUCAUGCCGGUUGGGCUGGUUCUGCAGCCGUGGAUGGGCUCUGCUGCGAUGGCAGCUUCAUCUGUCUCUGUUGUGCUCUCCUCUCUGCUGCUGCGACUCUACAAGAAGACAUCAAUAGAAGAAUAUGAGUCCAGAGCUCAGAGUCAUAGGCUCAGUCUGAGUCCAUCUCAGGUCAGCACCCAUGUAGGACUGGAAACCCGUCGCUGCAGCCCUCGUUCAUUCCACCGGGGCUUGGACAGACACAGACGGAGCGGCUCAGGCUCCUCCUUCCUGAAAUUAAACUCCUCCCACCCCUCGACCACACAAUCAUACAGCACCUCAGGAGGGAACAUUGUGUAAAGCAACUAGCCAUGAGCAGACUUGAUGACAGUUGACUGGAAAUGUUUUUAUCAUGGAACGACGACUCUUAGGAGGUGUACAAUUUUUAUAACAUUUUACAAUAAUAGAUUUUAGAUACUGCUGUUAUAAUAGGAAAACAUGGCAUCAAGAAUUUUGCUUGAGGGUUAAAGAUUUCCUAACGCAGAUUCAAUGAAAAGGUUUAAGAUGGUCAUGUUGAUUCACUGUGAUUUUUGCUACUACCAAUUUUACCAUUUUACCACAUGUUGUGUACUGUAUUUUAAUCAGGGUUUAGCAACAUAAACAUUCUUUGUUUAUUGCAACAGAGGAUGGCAAUGUACAUGAUGAUCAUGCAUGUAAAACCAGGUUAAUUUUGUACUAAAAGGGUAAUGAAAAUUUACUUAUUGCUUGUUUUCUUUAAGAGAAGCUUACCUUUUUUUUCAAAUGGCAGAAUCUAGAAGAAUCAGUGUCCAAUAAUGAAUUCAGUAUGCACCCAAAUAUUGGUUAAACAUAGCAGAAGAGUAUUACUGGAUCAGAUUAUUAGACAUUGCUCUCUUGUGGUUUGGAAAAUGAACGGAUAGACGGAUGGAUCUCUUUGUACAGUUCAAGGGUGAUUUGGCGUUUUUUGGCCAAUAGGUGUCAGUAAUGUUGAACAGUUAUGAUUAGAAAUGACUGGAUUGUAAAUAAUGCCACUGGUAAAACAAUACAAUAAGUAGGGUUUGUAGAAAUUAAUUGAUUUGACUCUGGUCCGACAUUAGAUUCAUAGUGGAUUCAUACAAUUAUCAAAGUUUGCUUCCAGAUUACAUGUUUAAGGAUAAAAGAAGUGUCAGAAUAAAUGCAGAGGCACCUUUACAGGGACACUUUUAUUUUAGAAAAGUGGAUAUGUUUAUUAAAUAUACAGCAGUGUAAAUGAGCCUGUCCAUGAAUUUUCAGAUAAAAAAAAAUAAAAAUAAAGUGCAUGGUCACAACACGGCCUUAUCAUAUGUGCUGUAUGUCAUUUGUUAUAUCAUUACAAUAUAGGACAGAUUUAAUCCCUGUCCUGUUUCAUUCAUUCAUCA